Erpetoichthys calabaricus (reedfish) is the source of this 2315-nucleotide messenger RNA. RefSeq names its product guanine nucleotide binding protein-like 2 (nucleolar) (gene gnl2). The transcript is spliced from 16 exons. Gene Ontology annotation, cellular component: nucleolus. NCBI's taxonomy places the organism in Eukaryota, Metazoa, Chordata, Cladistia, Polypteriformes, Polypteridae. The record is from RefSeq and is a predicted model, not a curated record. The coding region runs from base 130 to 2259 and encodes 709 amino acids. Gene Ontology annotation, molecular function: GTP binding.
GCGUCUUCCUGCCCUCAGAGUCCGUGUACCACGUGGAUUACUUGGAACCAAGAUCGCUGAAGAACAAGUUAAACGUGUAGAAAAGAUACUCGUUUCUUUCUCAGGGUUUAAAAAAAAAUCUGUUUAAAAAUGGUGAAGCCACGGUUUAAAGGGAAAAGUACAAUUAACCCUUCGACCUCCAGCACCAACCCAGAUCGACCCAAGGGAGCUGGAGGCAACAAUAUGAGAGAUCGUGCAACAAUCAAGAGGUUAAAUAUGUACAGACAGAAGGAGCGGAGGAACAAAAGGGGUCAAGUGAUAAGACCACUACAGUACCAGUCAACGGUGACACCUGGAACAGUAGCAAGAGUAGAACCAAAUAUUAAAUGGUUUGCUAACACACGUGUGAUCAAGCAGUCCUCUCUGCAGACGUUUCAAGAUGAGAUGGAUCAAGUAAAGAAGGAUCCAUACAGAGUAAUAAUGAAGAGAAGCAAACUGCCGAUGUCCCUGUUACACGAUAGGGCCAAGUCUCAUAAUUCCAAGGUACACAUUCUAGACACUGAGACUUUUGAAAUAACAUUUGGUCCAAAAGCUCAAAGGAAAAGACCCAAUAUCUUGGCAGGGGAUGUGCAUGAUCUUUUGGAAAAAGCUGAGGCAUCAGCUGAAAAAUAUAGCGAGCACAAGGAUCGGGAUCUUGUUACAGAGGACAGUGGAGUACGGAAUGAAGCCCAGGAGGAUAUUUACAAGAAAGGUCAAUCAAAACGAAUCUGGGGUGAACUUUAUAAAGUGUUGGAUUCAUCUGAUGUUGUGAUUCAAGUGUUAGAUGCCAGAGAUCCUAUGGGAACCCGAUCACGCAGCAUUGAAACGUACUUGCAAAAGGAGAAGCCAUGGAAACAUCUCAUCUUUGUGCUUAAUAAGUGUGACUUAGUCCCUACCUGGGUUACUAAACGAUGGGUUGCAAUUCUGUCUCAAGAAUAUCCUACACUUGCAUUUCAUGCCAGUCUCACUAAUUCAUUUGGAAAAGGAGCCCUUAUUCAGCUUUUAAGGCAGUUUGGAAAGUUACAUACAGACAAGAAACAGAUCAGUGUUGGUUUCAUUGGUUACCCAAAUGUUGGCAAGAGUUCUAUAAUAAACACUCUGCGUUCCAAGAAAGUCUGUAAUGUGGCCCCUAUUGCCGGGGAAACAAAGGUGUGGCAGUACAUUACUUUGAUGCGGCGCAUUUUCUUGAUUGAUUGCCCAGGAGUUGUUUAUCCAUCAGGUGACACAGAGACGGAAAUUGUGUUAAAAGGAGUAGUGCAAGUGGAGAAAAUCAAAAGUCCUGAAGAUCACAUUCCUACAGUUCUUGAAAGAGCAAAAUCAGAGUAUAUUAGAAAAACUUACAAAAUUGACUUUUGGGAUUCUCCUCAGGAUUUCCUUGAGAAAUUGGCAUUUAGGAUGGGAAAACUUCUAAAGGGUGGAGAGCCUGAUUUGAGCACAGUAUCCAAAAUGGUUCUGAAUGAUUGGCAAAGAGGUAGAAUUCCUUACUUUGUUAAGCCACCAAAUGCUGAGAUGGAACUGGAGUCAUCCACAAAUGUGGAACCAGCCACUUCUGACAAAAGUAUCAGUCUUAUUGAAGAGAAAACAGAAACAGAUUUGACAGACUCUGCCAAAACACAACCAAAUGCACAGAUUCUCAAGAUCAUGUCACAAGUUCAUCAGAAGUUUGGUAAAAUUAAUGUAACAUCCGAAUUUGCAGAUGAAGAUCUGGUACCGGUGGAUUUGUCGUCUGAUUCUGAAUUGGAUGUGGACUCAGAGGAGGAGCAGGAAUCUGAAGAGGACACACUUGAAACUAAAGAGAAAGAUGGAAUCACAGAGAAUUCAACUGAACAGACAUCAAACAUGGAGAGUGAGGAAAGAAAAGGCAGUUCUAAAGAAGUUAUUCGUGAACUAAAUGAAAAAAUUACUAAAUACAAGAAGUUUCUAGAUCGGGCCAAGGCCAAAAGAUUUUCAGCUAUUAGGAUACCUAAAUCACUGACUGAAAAAGUAUUCAAAAAGACAGAACUGAAACAGGAAUCAAAGUUAGAAAUGAAAGGAAUGAAAAGAAAGGCUGAGGAGCAAACUGAAGAAAACCAAAGAAAACUAACAUCAAAAGAGAAAAGAAGAAUUGAAAGGAUGCAACGUCCAAAGAAGGUGGGAGUUAGAUAUUACGAAACUCAUAAUGUAAAAAAUAAAAACAAAAAUAAAAAGAAGCGAUCAGACUCUGAAGGACAGAAGGCUAAAAAGUUUAAGCAUAAGGCAUAGAAGGACUCAAAUUAUUUUAUGUAAAAUUUGUACAAUAAAAACAGCAAAAUACGUAA